UUGCUAGAAAUAGCAUAUAGAAAUUGCUUCCUUAAUCUGAAUUACAACAUGCCUUUUAUAGGCGUAUACACAUCGUAACCGCUACCUAUAAUAAUGACUGAUUAAUGACAACAUUAAAAUGGAAUUAAAUACAUAAUUAGUAGCGCAUUAAUUGUUUGCCCGUUACUCUUUCGGACUAGGAGGUCGGCCGGACUGGCAGGCUCCUCGCUGGGCUGGCAGACAGGCUCCAGGUUGUGGACUUGAAUCCACGGGUCCAUAUUCGGGGCUUGUGCUGAUUAGGCUCUGGGCCUAGUCCCAUAACUCCAUCAAUGAUAACUCUAUGCUGAUGCUUCUUCCUUCCCCUGAAGAAGUUAAGAGUGCUAUAUGGAUGGGGGUUAGAUAAAGAUAGUGCCCCAGGGCCUGAUGGAUACAAUGAGGUGUUUUUUAGACAGUGCUGGUCAACUGUGGGUGAAGAUGUAGUGAGGGUAGUGCAUGAUUUCUUUCAAGAAAAUCUUAUCCCCAAAGCAAUGGCUAGUUCUCUUAUUGUACUAAUCUCAAAAAGGGAUAAUAUUUUUACAUUUUCAGAUUUCAGACCUAUCAGCCUUUCUAAUUUCAUUAAUAAGGGGAGAGAUAUUUCAGAUCAUAUAUUGGUAGCACAAAAAAUAUUAAACUCAAUAGACAAGAAGGUCAGGGGCACCAAUAUUAUGGGAUUUUUACAAGCAAUUCUGUCCAGAUUUGGAUUCUUAGAUUGGUUUAUUACUGUGGUGAUGAAUCACCUAAAAGCUAUUCAUUUCUUUGUGCUUAUCAAUGGCUCACCAAAAGGGUUUCUUCCAGCCACAUAGGGGAGUAAAACAGGGGA
Cuscuta europaea is the source of this 838-nucleotide messenger RNA. The record is from the annotation of a GenBank genome assembly. NCBI's taxonomy places the organism in Eukaryota, Viridiplantae, Streptophyta, Magnoliopsida, Solanales, Convolvulaceae.